UCUCCGCUGUCGACCUUCGAAUUUUUUUUUGCUGUCGGGUGACGCGUAGCGGCAUGGCGAGCAAGGAGCCCAAUAGGUUGGUCCAGAACCUCCGGGACCUGAUGGGUCGCAUGGCGGGCUCGUCGGGCGGCAGAGGCGCCGGACUUGGAAUCAAACUCUUGCUCGGCGCCGGCGCCUUGGCGUACGCCGUCAAAGAAGCUACGUACACGGUGGAGGGCGGUCACCGAGCAGUGGUGUUCAACAGGAUCGGGGGGAUGCAAAUGGACACGGUGCUGGCCGAGGGCCUUCAUUUCAGGAUCCCAUGGUUCCAGUACCCCAUCAUCUACGACAUCAGAGCCAAGCCCAGAAAGAUCUCCUCGCUGACGGGUAGCAAAGACCUGCAGAUGGUGAACAUCGCGGUGAGGGUGCUGUCUCGUCCGAUGGCGUCCAAUCUUCCCAUCAUGUAUCAGCGUUUGGGCAAGGACUACGACGAGCGCGUGCUGCCCUCCAUCGUCAACGAAGUCCUCAAGUCUGUGGUGGCCAAGUUCAACGCCUCGCAGCUCAUCACGCAACGAGCACAGGUAUCGCUGUUGGUGCGGAGGGAGCUUUUCGAGCGCGCCAAAGACUUCAACAUCAUCUUGGAUGACGUGUCCAUCACGGAGCUGAGCUUCAGCAGCCAGUACACUGCCGCCGUUGAGGCCAAGCAAGUCGCUCAACAAGAGGCGCAGAGGGCUCAGUUCUUCGUGGAGAAAGCCAAACAAGACCAAAGGCAGAAGAUCAUCCAGGCCGAAGGAGAAGCCGAGGCCGCCAAGAUGCUGGGACAAGCGGUCACCAAAAACCCAGGCUACCUGAAGCUGAGACGCAUCCGAGCCGCUCAGACCAUCGCCAAGACGGUGUCGACGUCUCAGAACAAAGUGUAUCUAAAUGCUGACAGUUUGAUCCUCAACCUGCAGAACCAGGCCUCGUUUGACGAUUUGGCGUCUGGCCAGAAGAAGUGAUGAAGAGCCCCUUGUCUUCAUCACAACAGGAGCUCGCCAUCCGUGAGGCGAGCCGGUGGACAACAAACACAAAAAGAUGAAAAGUAAUUUUUGGUUUUUGUAGUUUUUUUUUUUUUUUUUUUUUUUUUUAUUAAUAUUGAGAUUUGUCGAUGAAAUGAGUGAUCUUGUUGAACGUCAUAACCCAAAUCACUCAGAAACGUGUGUUAAUUUAUGCGUUAAUAAAGUUACCAUGUUCAAAAGCA
Phycodurus eques (leafy seadragon) is the source of this 1219-nucleotide messenger RNA. It is a transcript of the gene phb2b, whose product is annotated as prohibitin 2b. Gene Ontology annotation, biological process: mitochondrion organization. The transcript is spliced from 10 exons. Lineage: Eukaryota; Metazoa; Chordata; Actinopteri; Syngnathiformes; Syngnathidae. Gene Ontology annotation, cellular component: membrane; mitochondrion. The record is from RefSeq and is a predicted model, not a curated record. The coding region runs from base 54 to 977 and encodes 307 amino acids.